Messenger RNA from Ilyonectria robusta, 554 nucleotides. RefSeq lists its product as uncharacterized. The record is from RefSeq and is a predicted model, not a curated record. Bases 205 to 513 code for a protein of 102 amino acids. The transcript is spliced from 2 exons. NCBI's taxonomy places the organism in Eukaryota, Fungi, Ascomycota, Sordariomycetes, Hypocreales, Nectriaceae.
CCAUCCAAGCGGUACGGAGUAGUCUACCUCGGUUUUGCAUCGCCUGCCCUAGCAAGUAACUGGACACGUUCGUCCUCAGCUUCAGUUUCAAGCUCCUGACAUUCACUCAGUCCGCCAACCUGCCGCAUCUCACCCAGUCGCUUGCCACAGAGCACUCCCACUUCGACUUUGCUGGUUGCCCACGAGAGGCUUGCAGCUCGACUGAUGGUCGAUUCGGAACCUUGCGAAUUAUACGAGAGAGACGCGCAUUCACCAUGGCAGACAUCGUGGAAGGAGUUCCCACAGCUCCGACUGUUCCAUCCUCAUCCGCAGCGCCGCCGACAUAGACGCCUGGCGGGCCCUCCAACAAGUUUCACCAUGCAAUUGCGGCAUGGAGAAGUACGAAACCUCGAUUUCACCACCCUAACCUCGAACCUCGACAACACGGCAUUGGAGAUCGUGGCGUACCAGCGCGACUCGACGGUCCAGCGCAAGGACCUUGCUCAGAAGACAAGACUUUCGCAAGCUGGAUGACCCAACAAAGUUAACCGAGAUCAAGGGCUUGCUCAAAGGUA